CAUUUGCAUAAAACUCUUUGCAUACUUUGGCUUGCAAAUACUCGUAUAAGUGAUUCACUCUUAUUCACUGAAAUAAUUAAUUCUCAUUUUACCUUUUAUUACAACCAAACACAAACUAGCAAAUCUGGGUUGCCUACAUUCUGUAUGUCUGUGUACAUCUGUGAAACUGAUAUAAAUAAGUAAAGGAGGAGCAUCUCCUUGGAACCAUUAUUUACUUUGAGAACAGGAACCAAUCUACCAUGUCAUUGAAGUAGAUUGGAAGUUAAAAUGUGACAGCGUUGAUGAUGUCAUGUGUAUGUGUGGUAUGAGAAAGGAGGAAGCCACAGUGUAUGUUCCUGCCAUGUAAAACAUCUCGGACACAAGUGGAGGAUACUAGUUGUAAAAGUGUUGGUUCAAAAUGCUGCAGCUCGCUUCUUAAUGGGGACGAAGAAGAGGGAGCAGAUCACCCCUAUUUUAGCACAUUUGCAUUGGCUACCAUUUACAUUUAGAAUCGAGUAAAAGGUUUUAACUUUCGUAUUUAAAGCCUUGUAUGGUUUGGCUCCAGUCUACAUCUCAGACCUUAUUGGUCCAUACUCGCCUUGGAGAGAUCAUCCUCUGAAAAUCUAUUAACCGUCCCAUUGUCUCGUCUGAAAUCUAAAGGUUCACCGACCCAUUUACUUAUGUAAAUGUGAAAAAGUGAAACUCCGAAAACCUUGUUUGAACUUGAACAUUUUGAAAGUGAUUACAUCAGGAUGACAGACAGUAAUGAAGAUCAGCGAAUAUUAACAAUUCUUUCAUGGAAUGUAAACGGUUUUAACCGCAAAAGGUCUGAGGUGCUUCAUCAUUUAAGUCUUCUAAAGGCUGAUGUGGUCUUUCUUCAAGAAACUCAUGUAGGUCCAGAUAGAAUCUACAAAACUGGGAGCAUCAAAAUUCAAGAUUUAGAAUGUGAUUACAUGGCGGCAUUCACCGUAUUUAAAGGAAGUUCACGAGGGGUGGCCAUACUUUUCAAAAACAACCUGGGAUGUGGUGGUUUCAAUGUCAAUUGUGAUGAAAAGGGAAGAUUCAUAAUAAUCUCAUGUCAAAUUUGGGGGCAUGAUUUCGUAUUUAUCAAUGUGUAUAACUCAAAUGACGAAAAAAUUAAGCUGGCAGAUUUCACACAAAUGUCAACCUACAUCCCAUGUUCUGCAUAUCUGGUGAUCGGUGGGGAUUUUAACACGGUCAUGGACGCCGACCUUGACAAAACCUCAAAUUUACGAAACCGAAGUCACAGAAAGACUUUCGAUGCUCUCCAAUGUUUUUUGGAAAACUUCAACUUGGUGGAUGUCUGGCGGUGUCUUUACCCAGAAGCAAAAAGCUUUACGUAUUUUGAUGGGAAAGGCCAGUCGAGAUUGGACUACUUCUUUUUGCAAACUCACAGUUUAACAAGUGUAUCUGCCUGUAACAUUCACAAGAGACCAAUGUACUCGGAUAAAGAAGAGUACGUUUCUGAUCACGCCCCACUGUCAAUUCAGAUUCAGACUGAUGGACCAAAAUGGCAGUUUGAUUCUUGUCUCCUUGAAGAUAAAGCAUGUAUGGAACAACUUUCAAGCAUAAUAGAGGAAAUCUCACAAAUAAAUACCAAAAGGAAUGAAUACAUGUGGCCAGGAGUGAAGGUCAGACUUGUAUGUGAGGCAAUAGCUUUUCAAAGACAAAGAUCUCACCAAAAACUAUCAAGACAUUCAGGCAUGAUUGAACUUCCUCAAGAGAUGGACCAAGGAGGUUGUCCAGGUUCAGAAUCAUCCAUUGAGGUUCUUCAUACACCAAAUACUUCAUCCCAGACUCUUCUGAACUUCUUGAAUCAUUUGCACCAAACUGAGAGAUUCGAAGACAUAAAAUCCACACUGAUUACCGUUCUAAGUGAACCUGUUUCGAGAAAAGAGAUUCUGCAUGCCAUACUGACCUUGCCUCAGUCUAAGAGUCUAACAGCAGAUGGACUAACAGUACAUUUCUAUAAACGUUAUGCUUGUAAAAUUAUAGACCUCUUACAAGCAUUUUUCAACCAAACCUUUGACCUCAAGCCAAUUAAACAAACGGUUUUUGAGUCAUUGUGCCAAGGCAUAAACGAUCAUACUUACAGCUAUGAUAUUCAACAUCGCUUCAGUCCGAUUACAACAUUUAAUACGGAUUAUAAAAUUCUGGCUUUGAUUCUGGCAGAGAGGUUGAAGAGCGUUAUUGAACAUAUUUUAAAUCCAGGUCGAAGCAAACCACACAUUUCUGUUCUAGACAGCAUCAGUGAUCGAAUCCCAGUGCUAUUUAUUUCAUUAAAACUAGGUCCAGGUGCACUGAAAUGGCCAUAUUUGUUUAAUAGCUUAAAGUCUGUGAACCUACCUGACCGGUUUAGAUCCAUGUUGAAGCUGUUUUUGAUGGCAGAUCACAGAUCACAAGGUCUGAGGGUGGAAUGUCCACUGACUCCUUUACUAGUAAGCAUCUGCCUUCUUCCUCUGAUUAACUCCAUUAACAGCGAGAACAUGAUUUUGGGGCCUAAAGUUCAAGAAGAAACCAUACAGUCAGCCGUUGAUGAAGACAGAGCCUUGAUUUUUCUUUCCAAUUCGAAUGAAGCAUUGGAUAGUUUUGAAAAGAUGCUCAGGGACUUUAUUGAGACGUCAGGCUUUAUCAUUGGUGAACGAUGCUCUGAGGUUUUCAUAGCAGGUUCAUCUGGCUUCAGUUUAGGCAAAGAUAAACUUUAGUUGUUUAAGAGAACGGACGAUGGAUUAUGAGAUUUUGAACAUGAAACGACAUGAUUCAAUCGCUGGAGGAUGCUGAGUCUCUCUGUGUUUUGGUUGGCGUUGUUUUGCGUAGAUGGCCGCUCGUUUCACUGAAAUCUAGAUCUGUUAUAAUGACUCCGAUCCAUGGAGUCGUUUCCAAGAGUCAAUUCUAAUUUUCUCAGCUCUUUAAAAGUAAAGGUAAAAUAAGUCUUGAUAGAUUAUACUUUUAUUUUUUUUUAAAAAGACUAGUCGCCACCUACUGGCCUAUUGAUGUACAGAAAGAGUCACCAACUGGAUCUUUUUGUUGAACUAAAUUAAAUUAUUCGAGUCAAUGAAACAAAAUCCCUUUUACUACUGUUGCUCUCUCUAUUAUUUUUCACAAAUCUAAGUAUGAUUAAGGCUCUGCAUACAUAUAUUACAAAAACAUUUAUAUUUUAUCCAUUUAUCCAUAUUUUUAUUUGCAGAUUCUGACACGUAAUACCAGGUGUGUGGUUUAUAGCUGAAAACAGCAUUACAUUUUACGUUUACAACAUUUGGAUCAAAAACUGGUGCAAACAUGUUGCUUGUUUGUUUUACAUUUAAUAAAUUCUUUGUAUUUUUACAUGCUUAAAAAUGACCUAAAAGCCAUUCUAAAACUAAAACAAUCACUUAUGUUGCACCAGUAUAGUAUCAUAUACAUAAAUCUCUAUAUGCAGAUGAAAAUGCAAAGACCAUAAUCUGCCACUGAAAUAAAACGCAAAGAUUUAAUCCCAUGUCAAACCUCA
Messenger RNA from Onychostoma macrolepis, 3487 nucleotides. RefSeq lists its product as uncharacterized. The record is from RefSeq and is a predicted model, not a curated record. Gene Ontology annotation, cellular component: nucleus. Gene Ontology annotation, biological process: base-excision repair. The coding region runs from base 732 to 2705 and encodes 657 amino acids. Gene Ontology annotation, molecular function: DNA-(apurinic or apyrimidinic site) endonuclease activity; phosphoric diester hydrolase activity; double-stranded DNA 3'-5' DNA exonuclease activity. NCBI's taxonomy places the organism in Eukaryota, Metazoa, Chordata, Actinopteri, Cypriniformes, Cyprinidae. The transcript is spliced from 4 exons.